UACAUACUAAUUAUCGAUACCAUGUUAGCUCCCUAGACACUGUCUGUACAGAAUUCGAAGGUUUAAAUAAAUAAAAUUAGGAAUUUGGAAUAUAUUCUUAGCCGCUACAAAGAAUCCCCAUGAAAAUGGAUGCCGACAGCAGUCGUGGCCACAAAGAUUCCCAUGGGUCCAGGUCACGUCGCAAAAGAGAUUCCUACGAAAGGGACAAUAGCAGAGAACGGAAACGAGAGCGGGAUCGGGAGCGGCAGCGGGAGGAUGAGAAAAAGGUUCCCUACUUCGCAGACGCAGGACGCGAGCGAGAUCGGGUAAAGAACUCCCGCACCAAUCGCCGCAGUCGCACUCGUUCCAGAUCACGCUCAUCCGAAAGGAGGCGGUGGCAUCGUCGGAGAAGUAGCAGCGACAGCAGGAAUCAUUACCGCAGUCGAAGUCCCAAUCGUCGCAGUAUGCGCAAGGACACUCCGCCGCCAAAGAUUAUAAAUUACUAUGUGCAAGUUCCAGCACAUGAAUUCAAUGGAUACGGAUACGGCAUGUAUGGACCGUAUGGCAUGGUGCCGCCACCAAGGUACGGAUACCAGCGACUUCCACGUCCAUCGCACUUCCCAUCAGCACACCUAAUGUACCGCCAUCGUCCGCCGUUUAGUAGGACCCCGAGAUUUAGCUACAGAAACGCCUGGCGGCCACCACAUUAGACAUUCUUAAUUCGACGUAAUUACAAAUUUAUUUACAUUCGUGUGAUUUAUACAUUAAAAUAAUAAAUACACAUAUAUUUGAAACAAAAAAGGGGUGAACAUAAUAUAUU
Messenger RNA from Drosophila ananassae, 799 nucleotides. RefSeq names its product female-specific protein transformer. The transcript has 3 exons. Gene Ontology annotation, biological process: female sex differentiation; mRNA processing. Lineage: Eukaryota; Metazoa; Arthropoda; Insecta; Diptera; Drosophilidae. The record is from RefSeq and is a predicted model, not a curated record. Bases 120 to 689 code for a protein of 189 amino acids.